ACCAACGACCUAUCGAUACUGCGCAAAAAAAAUAAAGAACAAAUUUAAUUUAAAAUUAUUUUGAAGCGUGUCUUUUUACUGGCGACUCACAUAACUAUUGAUAAUUAGUUACUUAGUUCACAACAACCAUGUAAAAAAAUAAUUUUGUUUACCUUUGUUGUCCAGUUUUGUGGCACUUUUCAAGAUGUUCAACAACAAUCCUCCUGUGUUGAGCGGAACAGAUAGAUGGACUACAAACUAUAAGAACGAUUUUCUCCAUAAUGAUGUGCGCUUUGUGUCUCCUCGAUACCAGCAGAGACCGAAAGAGCAGCCAGCCCCCACCCCCAGACCCACUGGGCGGAGACACUUCCCCAACAGCCAAAUAGCCCACUCCUCCCUCAACUUCUCAACCGGAGAACAGUUACCCCCAGGAGUCCUUCUGAGGUCAAUCGGAAGUGAAAGUGGAGAUCAGUCGGGGUUCAACAGUGGUCCGAACAGUCACUUCGCCUCGCCCGCCGGGUCUCCGAGGAAGGUUGCAAGACUGUCUGGAUCUGUGCAGCCUCCAUGGGGAGUUCAAUUCAGAAAUGUGGUGCCUAUAACGGUGUACCAGAGUAGCAGUCACGCCUCGUGUGGGGCAGUGGGCAUGUUGGUCAGACUGCUGGGUUUGAGGGCCAACUACGUGGAGGUCAACAUCAUGGCUGGUGAAGAAAAGUCUGAAAAAUUCCGCCAAACUAUCAACCCAGCCGGAACACUUCCUGUGAUAAACGACGAGGGCUUCAAACUGUCCGAACACAGAGCCAUCCUGCGCUACUUAGUGACCAAAUAUGGGUACAAGAACAACUCUCUCUACCCAGAACACUUACCCACUAGAGCCAGGAUAGAAUCAUGGUUAGAUUACGACAUCGGGACUCUGAGCCCGGCUGUGAAUGAGUUUGUCGGUCCUUCUCUCGUGAGACAGUCCGGAGACGGGAGCCAGAGCAACAGCGAGGAGCGCCAACGAAAAUUGGAGGCUGUGUUGGAUCACCUCAAUUCCCACCUUCAAGUAUCUUCCUACAUCUGCGGAUCCCAACUGACUCUAGCUGACAUCUCUCUAGUGUCCACUCUCGCACUGUUAGAUGCGGUUCGAUUCCCGCUAGGACCCAACAGGUCUUCUCUGAACGCAUGGAUGCUACGAAUGAAGGGAAUUAGACAGUUUCAAGACAGUUUUGGACAGUUUUACGCAAUCAUGGGGUCCAUGAAUUGAUUGAAAAAACAAUUAUUCAGCAAGUUAACAACAAAAGCUAUGAUUAUCUCGAUUUUUCUAUCGCAUGUUAAUUCUGGAUGAAAAAUUUUCCUUGACAAUUAGUAGUUUAUAAUGAUAUAUACGGUUUUAACAAACAUUCAAAAAUGAUGCAGAUUUUGAAUAGUAGUUGAGUGUGGCUGUUGCGUGAAUUUCGGCUAUUUAAUAGAACAGAAAUGAAUUACUGGGUAAAAAUCUAAUUACCGUCAACGUUUAGAUAAAUAUCUUUUUCAAAAAUAACGAUAUUUUAUAAACUGAUAAUGAUAUUUGAUUACUUGGUGGAUAAGUAAUCAAUUUUAACUUUCAAGUACAUUCGUCAGAAACU
Messenger RNA from Symsagittifera roscoffensis, 1583 nucleotides. RefSeq names its product glutathione S-transferase D1-like. Lineage: Eukaryota; Metazoa; Xenacoelomorpha; Acoela; Convolutidae. The record is from RefSeq and is a predicted model, not a curated record. The coding region runs from base 185 to 1222 and encodes 345 amino acids. Gene Ontology annotation, molecular function: glutathione transferase activity. Gene Ontology annotation, biological process: glutathione metabolic process. The transcript is spliced from 6 exons.